UCCACGUUAACCAGGAAGUAAAGAAAUGUUUGAAGCAGAAAAGAGAAAACUUCUCUUAUUGAGCUGACGAGUAAAGCCUCAGUCAUUUUCCUAACACACUGAUUUUAUCUCCGGACCAGAUUUAGGAAGAGGUUUUACUGGAAACGACAAAUUACACUUCUACCGUUCGUUUAGAUCCAGAGAAUGGCAGAGAAGGUGCUGGUCACAGGUGGGGCAGGGUACAUUGGGAGUCACUGUGUGGUGGAGCUCAUAGAGGCGGGUUACCAGCCAGUCGUAGUGGAUAACUUCAGCAAUGCUGUACGAGAAGGAGCUGAUGAUGUGCCAGAGAGCAUACAUAGGAUACAGAAGCUUUUGGACACCAACAUUGAGUUUCAUGAACUCGACCUUCUUGACCGCACUGGCUUGGAAAAACUUUUUAAAAAGCACUCUUUCAGCGCUGUAAUGCACUUUGCUGGACUGAAGGCAGUUGGAGAGUCAGUGGAGCAGCCAUUACGCUACUACAGGGUCAACCUCACUGCAUCCAUGAACCUGCUUGAGGUGAUGCAGGCUCACAAAGUGCACAAUCUGGUGUUCAGCAGCUCGGCUACUGUGUACGGAGACCCCCAGCAUCUGCCCAUUGAUGAGGAGCACCCCGUGGGUGGCUGCACCAAUCCCUAUGGCAAGACCAAAUACUUCAUCGAAGAGAUGAUCAAGGAUCAUUGUAAGGCUGAGAAGGACUGGAACGCAGUACUCCUGCGAUAUUUCAACCCAAUUGGAGCUCAUUCUUCUGGCCUUAUAGGAGAGGAUCCUCAGGGUAUCCCCAAUAACCUGCUGCCAUAUGUUGCCCAGGUUGCUAUUGGGAGACGAGAGUGCCUCAGUGUUUUUGGGAAUGACUAUGAAACCUUGGAUGGCACAGGUGUGAGAGAUUAUAUUCAUGUUGUAGAUCUUGCAAAGGGACACAUAGCAUCUCUAAAGAAGCUGAAGGACAGUUGUGGAUGCAAGGUGUACAACUUAGGAACAGGAACAGGCUACUCUGUGCUCCAGAUGGUGAAAGCCAUGGAGAAGGCAUCAGGGAGAAAAAUUUCAUACAAGAUCGCCCCACGCAGGGGAGGAGACAUAGCAUCCUGCUACGCUGAUCCUCGUUUGGCUGAGAAGGAGCUGGGCUGGAAGGCUGAAUUUGACCUGGAGAGAAUGUGUGUGGAUCUAUGGCGCUGGCAGUCCAUGAACCCCACUGGAUUUUCCAACGGCACAGCCUCUUGAUGCAACUCCAGUUUUACAUAAUUUUAUUUUAUACUGGUUUAUUUUAUUUGCAAACAUUUCAUACAGUAAAUCACCAGACCAAAGCAAUGCAUUCCUCAUUUUGUCGAAAACACAUGAAGGGACCUCUCUUGUAAUUGUUCAUUAUAAACGAUUAUUUAAUUUCAUCAUGAUAAUACAUGUCAUAGGUAACGUGUAAAAAAAAUUUUUUUUUUCUUGUAGUUUUCUCCAUUUUGUUAUAUGUUACAUCUGACAAGGCAAAAAAUAUUUUCUCUAAUAAUAUAUUAAUCUGUAAGCCAUAAGAAUGAAAGAAUAAAUACAUUUUCUUACUGAACAAACUGAA
Sphaeramia orbicularis (orbiculate cardinalfish) is the source of this 1579-nucleotide messenger RNA. RefSeq names its product UDP-galactose-4-epimerase (gene gale). Gene Ontology annotation, molecular function: UDP-glucose 4-epimerase activity. Gene Ontology annotation, biological process: beta-D-galactose catabolic process via UDP-galactose, Leloir pathway. Gene Ontology annotation, cellular component: cytosol. The record is from RefSeq and is a predicted model, not a curated record. Lineage: Eukaryota; Metazoa; Chordata; Actinopteri; Kurtiformes; Apogonidae. The transcript has 11 exons. The coding region runs from base 184 to 1239 and encodes 351 amino acids.